AUGAUAAGGGCUAAGGAACAUUUAACACCCGAAGGUCUAGCUAAAAUCCAAGAGCUACACGCUCAAAUGAACCUCAAGAGAGACCGAUCUACAAAAGGGUUCCAUGGUACCAUAGAAAUCACAGAUCAAUGGCUACAAGGAUUCGUUGAAGCUGAAGGGUCAUUUUAUAUAUCUGUUACCCCUAAUAAAACCAGCGCACUAGGGUACAGGGUAGUUGCUACCUUCUCAAUUUCUCAAACGGAAUGCGAAAAACCGGUGCUAGAGGCCAUACAGAAACAUCUAGGUUGUGGGUUCAUAAAAACUAAACCGGUAACCACCCCAGGUGGCCGGCCAGUUUGCGAAUUCAAGGGUAGUUCAGGAUUAUCCCCAGAGGCUCAACGGGAAGCACCUUUAUUUUGGGUUAGAUUCCAAAUGAGAAAAAUAGCUCUGGAGAGCCUAAUUAAGCGUAAUGGCAUAAGCACGCUUGACAUGUUCAUCGAUCAACGAAUUAAAGCUACUCCCUUAGAGUGGCCUGACUUUGGCGAACACUGGAUUCCCUUCGCCAAGUACAUGAACUCUACUGUAUGCGGGGAAGCCCUAGGGAUAGCAAUCCGCCGACUGGCGGGCUGGAUUCCCUUCCGCGGUAGUGUCAAGUUUUCACUGACAAACACAAAGCUUUGUCGUACCGCCGCCGUCGGAUCAAUCGUCCGACUCGACACAAGGGCAAUCCGCAGUCAUAACAGCAAAGCUCUCCGAGAAUACAAAGCAAGCUUAGGUCCUUUAUCUAAAAUCCAGUCCGAAGUUCUCACAGGUUUAAUAUUAGGAGACUCCAGCAUACAGACUCAGAAUAAAGGUAAAACAUAUCGGGAGUGGAUCUUAACUGAGCCUAAACCGAGGGUUCGAACUAAUAUCAAUCAAAACGAAGUUACCACAUGGUGGUUUCAGACUAUUAGCCAUGAAGCUUUUAAUCCCUUCGCUGAGCGCCAUCUGAAUUCUAACGAGGAUUGGCUUAUUGGUGACGACGGCGGAAAACUUGACUAUUCAUCUAAUGAGGGUAAGGCCCUCGUAUUAAAUACUCAGUCUUUUACCGAAGAGGAGGUUCAGCAAAUGGGUUUAGAGCUUCACG
Paraglomus brasilianum is the source of this 1105-nucleotide messenger RNA. The record is from the annotation of a GenBank genome assembly. Lineage: Eukaryota; Fungi; Glomeromycota; Glomeromycetes; Paraglomerales; Paraglomeraceae.